This is a messenger RNA of Trypanosoma cruzi, 280 nucleotides long. RefSeq lists its product as uncharacterized. The transcript has a single exon. NCBI's taxonomy places the organism in Eukaryota, Euglenozoa, Kinetoplastea, Trypanosomatida, Trypanosomatidae. The annotation marks the transcript as partial. The record is from RefSeq and is a predicted model, not a curated record.
GGGCCACAGACCAGGCCGACACCUGACACGGGUGAAAAUUACAAAAUCUGCCUUUCUGGAGCUUGCACGGCGAAGAAAUCCGUCGGAGCCAGUGAUUCAAAAGAGCACAAAGCGUUUUUUUUACAACAUGAGGCACUUUACCCUUGUGACGUUUCAGCAUCCAAGGGAAUUGCGGGGGGUUUGCCGUCUUGUGGCGCCGGCGGAUACGACAGAGGAAGACAUUGGUAGUCUAGCGGACGUUGAGCCUUUCUCGCUCCUUAUGAGAGAAGGCGUCAUGUAA